This is a messenger RNA of Sebastes umbrosus (honeycomb rockfish), 1771 nucleotides long. Its product is annotated as E3 ubiquitin-protein ligase RNF182. The record is from RefSeq and is a predicted model, not a curated record. Lineage: Eukaryota; Metazoa; Chordata; Actinopteri; Perciformes; Sebastidae.
AUGCUAACGCGCAUUCAACAGCAAUCACCGAGCUGUGCCGAUCGCUGGGACGAGCCUCAGGUUGAGUUAAGUUCCAUCCACCGCUGGCCCUGUUUCCUGGUUCAGGCGAAGACGACAGCCAAUAGAAAUGAGCCUGCUGAAGGAGGCGGAGCCUGGCCGGGAGAUGGAGCCAAGGUGCAGACCUGGGCUCAGUCUCCUGGUUUACACUCUGGGAACUCGAGUGUAAAUCUGCUACAACCGUUACGACACUCGCAGCCGCAACCCAAACUGCUGGGCUGUCUGCACCGAGUCUGUGCCAAGUGUCUGAAGAAGAUGGAGAGUCCUCGCCGUCCCGUCAUCAGCUGUCCAUUCUGUCGGCACGAGACCCACGUCCCCGAAGAGGAGGUGAGACUUUAUUCUAUUAACGAGGAGGUGAGACUUUAUUUUGUUAACGAGGAGGGAGGGGGAGGAGUUGUGGAGUCAUCCCACCGCUCCUCAGACUGUCUGGUCAUCACCAUGGAGCUUCCUGAGGAGUCUCCAUCCUCUGACUCACUGAGCAUGCUCAAUGUGGUGGGUCUGUACCGCCCGCCUAGCCUGGACUCGCUGCCCUGCAACCUGCCGGCUCAGAAGUGUCGCGCCUGGACCUCCCGCAGCUUCCCACGCUGCCUGCUGGGGGCGCUCUGCCUGGUGUACUUCAGCUCUCUGCCUCUGGAUUACCUGCUGAUGAUUGGUCAGCUGUGGCUCGGCGUGGUCCUGGUGAGUCUGGUUCCCUCCACGCUGCUGCUGCUCGUCCUCUACGGCUUCUGUCAGUGUCUGUGUCACGAGCUGAUGGAGGCGCUCGGCCGCACGCACGCACACGCUGCCAUGAAAACAACACACCGCUGCCAUGACGACGGCAGCGCUCUGCCAUGACAACGACAGCGCGCUGCCAUGACAAUACACCGAACGCUGCCAUGACGACGACAACACGCGCUGCUAUGACGACGACACGCUGCCCUGACAACGACGACAACAACGUCGCUGCCAUGGCAACGACAAGAAUAAGACAUCACUGCUGCCAUAACCACGAUAAAAAAAACACCUCACCGCUGCCAUGACGACAAGAACACGCUGCCAUGACGACGACGACAACACAUCACUGCUCCUCUAACAAACACCAUGAGAACUAACAAGACAGCUGCCAUGACAACACAACAGUGAGAACCACCAGAACAAAGAUUCAACAACAACCAAAACAACAGUCAGAACAACAACACUACGACCAGAACCAGCAACAAAACAAGUCACAACAACAUUCACAGCAUGAGCCAUCACACACUUCAAUCACACCAGAACCUGAGGCCUGUACUACGAAGCCAGUUCAACAUACCCAGGGUACCUUUUCGCUAUCUAACAACCGCGAUCUUGCUAAGCGGUCCCAUGAUGGUGGUUAUCAACUCAGUAAGUCCGAGGGGCUAAUCGCGAACAUGGACAAAGUCUACUGAUAGCAGAGAGGCAUAUUUUACAAACGAAGAGCAAACUAUAAUAUUAGACAAAUAUGAAGAAGUUAAACACAUAAUCCAGACUAAGAGUUACACAGUUGAAGCUGCCAAACGCAGGAAGAAGCUGGCAAAAAAUCACAGACUGUGUAAAUGCAUAAAUUAUCAGGCUUAUAAUGUCACUGUCCCAUCUACGGCACGAGUAGAUCUGACUAUAAUUACAUUUGUGUAUUCCAUUAAAUGAAUGUGUUGCUUGGAUGUAUUCUUAGGGAAUAGAAUAGAAGAUAUAGUUAAUUCACUCCAUUGGGGAAAUU